AUGACUGAUAUUCUCCAUGAAUUCUAUUAUAACGCAGGAACGCUUCUCAAAGGUGUUAAUAUGCCAGAUCCUGACCUCAUUAUUUCAAGCAGAUGCAUUGAAAUAUAUGGGAAUGACCCAAAAGAUUAUUGCUUUUUAUACUCAAAAGAAACCUUAGAAUCAUUCAGAUUCGAAACAAAUCCUCAAAUAACAAAAAUUGGAAAAUAUGCCUUUUUGAAUUGUAAAAAAAUACAACAAAUUGAUCUCUCUGCUUGCUCAAAACUCACAGUUAUAUGCGAGUAUGCAUUUCAAGGAUGUUCUUCUGUUAUAGAGCUUCUACUUCCAGAAGGACUUCAAUAUAUUAAAAAUCGCGCAUUUCAAGGAAUAUCUAUUCAAUCAAUUGAAAUCCCAACUACAGUAAUUGAUAUAAAUGACUAUGGACUUGAUAUUUCUAAAUUAUCAAACAUUACUUUCAGAGAAGGAUCUAAACUUCUAUCACUAUCCAAUCUAGCAUUUUCUGGCACUAGUUUAGUUGAAUUCACAGUUCCAGAGUCAGUUAAAUCAAUCGCAGGAACGUUUCUUUCAGGAGUUACCACUCUUAGAACAAUAAGUGUUCAUAAGAAAAAUCAAUAUUUUGUGAGUGAUAACUAUGCUGUAUAUACAAAGGAUUAUUCAACAAUUGUUGCUUUUGCUGCAAAUUCAACCAUCGAAUAUGAAAUCAACCCUAAAACUAUGUCCAUUAAUCUUGGAGUAUUUUGCAGUGCAUUAUGCAAAUCAAUUACAAUACCUCAAUGCGUUACAUACAUAGGACCUUAUGCAUUUGCUUCUACUAAAAGUCUCGAACAAAUUAUUUUACCUCCAAAUCUAACUACAAUUCAACAAUAUUGUUUUAUUAACUCUGGAUUAACAUCAAUUGAUAUUCCGAGCAAAGUUACAUUUAUUAAUGAUUGUGCUUUUAUAAAUUGUUUGUCAUUGAAAACAAUCAUUAUUCCAUCAAAUCUCAAAACUGUUGGGGGCUUUAUAUUUCCAUCAGAUCCAAGUAUCAACUUUACUAUAAAAGAUGACGCUCUGGUUAAGAUUGAUGAUCAAACUUUAAUAAUGGCCAAAGAUAAUUCAUCAAUUUCAUUAUUACUAGAUUCAGCAGCUACUACGAUUAAAAUUCCAAGUCAGGUUAAAAGAAUAAAAACUUUAGCUUUUUCCAACAAAAAACUGCUUGUUUCAAUUAUUUGUGAUGGAACUUCUGAAUUAGAAAUUAUCGAAGAUAGUGCAUUUUCUAAUUGCGAAAUGUUGACAUCAAUCCCAUUUUUUCCAAAACUAAGAGAAAUCAAUAGAGGUGCAUUUUAUAAAACUAAUUUACCUAAUGUGUUUACCUUUCCAUCUAGUUUGAUUUUUGUCGGAAAUAAAGCUUUUUCUGAAGUAAAAACAUUGGAACGUAUCAAAUUUACUUCCAAUACAACCUCUUUAAAUAUCCAAGAUUCUGCAUUUGCUGGUUGUACAUCUUUGAAAAAUGUUUCAUUCGAAGAAUGCUCAAGCAAUAUAAGUUUAGGGCAAAAUGUGUUUGAGGGAUGUAAUUCUCUAUCUACAUUUAAUGUGAUUAAUAAUAUUAAAAUGAUUAAUUCUGGUUGUUUUAUGAAUAGCGGAUUGAAAUAUAUUGUAUUUGAAAACAACAUAACAUCAUUUGAUAAUCUUCCUGCUAUGUUAUUGAAAGGAUGUACCAAUAUCACAGAAAUUGACAUUCCCAAAAAUGUAAUAUCAAUCGGGAAUGAAUGUUUUAGAGAGACGUCCAUAAGACAUAUUACAAUUCCAAAUAGUGUUGAAUCACUAUAUUCACAAUGUUUUAGGGGAUGCACUUUUCUUGAACGCAUAUAUAUCUCAUCUACAUGCAAUCUUUUUAGGAUAUUUCCAGAAAUAGUUGAAGAUUGUACAUCUCUAUCAUAUAUAAGUGAUUUUUCAAGUAACCAUCUUGUUUGUCAAAAUAGUACUAUUUAUGACAUAAACUUUGGUCGCGUUUAUCUUCAUGCACCUGCAUGCAGAGACAACUAUAUAAGUUUUGACCGUCGACUCAGAAGUGUUGCUGAUAGCGCUUUUAUUAAUAGCAUUUAUAUAGAAAUGGUUCAUUUUGUCGACAGCAGUGUUAUAAGCAUUGGCCGACGUGCAUUUGAAUCAUGUAUUCGUCUGAAACAUAUUAGCAUUCCAUUAAGUGUAACUUCAAUUGGUAAUAACGCGUUUUUGAAUUGUAAGAGUCUAAAAUGUGGAGUUCUAUUCCAGAAUAAAACAGAGGAUUUCAUCCAAACUCUCGUCUCUAGUGGCAUUCCAAAGAUAUCUCUUCGCUCAUGUGACACAUUAAGUUGCAAAUUACAACAAUCGCCUAAUUCUCCUAUAGCCAUUUUAGUAUUUAUCGCUCCAACUCUAUUGGGCAUAUUUUGA
Molecule: messenger RNA, 2406 nt
Organism: Trichomonas vaginalis G3
Lineage: Eukaryota; Parabasalia; Trichomonadida; Trichomonadidae
Product: regulation of response to stimulus
Exons: 1
Coding region: 1-2406 (801 amino acids)
Source: RefSeq, a predicted model, not a curated record